AUGUUAUCAAAUAAAUCGAGUUGGGUCUUUCUCGGGCUUAUCGUGUCUAUUGCCAAUGCCACAGUCCCGGGGGCAGCGAGCACAAACGAAAUAAAUGAACCACAAAAGAAAAAAACGUAUAAUGGUGGUGCCUUGUACCCCCAAACGACAAAUACAAGAGAUUUGAGGAUUUUAGAUGGAAUAUGGAACUUUAGGAAAUCACCCAUGGAUCCUGAAUAUGGUUAUAGGAAUGGCUGGUAUGAACAAGAUUUAGAAAAGACUGGACCAGUUAUCCCCAUGCCAGUUCCAGCUUCGUAUAAUGAUAUAGGGGAAGAUGCGGCAUUGCGGGAUCACGUUGGCUUGGUUUGGUACGACCGACGGUUCCACGUACCACCCUGGUGGGCCAAGACGGAACAAAGAAUAUGGCUUAGAUUUUGCAGUGUACAUUAUGCCGCACAAGUGUGGAUAAACGGGAAACCGGCAAUCCAUCAUGAAAUCGGGCACUUGCCGUUUGAAGUUGAAAUUACUGACUUCAUCAAUACCAACAAAAGUAAUCUGCUCACUGUGGUCGUCGACAAUGUUCUUCUUAGUGAUACGAUGCCUCAGGGCACUGUAAAAGACAUAGUUGUAAACAAUUUUAGAGUAAAACAGGAGCAAUCGUACACAUUCGACUUCUUUAACUAUGCCGGAAUCCAUCGAUCAGUAUUCUUGUACUCCACACCUCAAAUAUAUAUUGAUGACGUCGUCGUUAACACUGACAUACAAGGACUGACUGGCUUUGUUGUUUACAACGUCACAUAUAAAGGAUCUUUAUCGGACAUACAAUGUUUGAUCGAGUUGUUUGAUAAGAGUGGCUCACAAGUAUCGGCAUCGCACGAUUGCGCUGGCCUCUUAGAAAUCGGCAACGCUCAAUUUUGGUGGCCAUACCUAAUGCACACAGAUCCUGGUUAUUUAUAUACUUUACAGGUGUCACUUAUUGGUCCGGAUGGGGAGGUUUUAGAUACAUAUGGCCAGAAAGUGGGCAUAAGAACUAUAACUUGGAGUAACACCACUAUUUACAUUAAUGACAAGCCCUUGUAUCUCCGAGGAUUUGGCAUGCAUGAAGACUCUGAUCUACGUGGGAAAGGUUGGGACCCAGUUUUGUGGGUAAAAAACUUCAAUCUUAUCAAAUGGGUAGGUGCCAAUGCGUUCCGUACCUCCCACUAUCCGUACGCUGAAGAGAUCUAUCAAUUAGCUGACGAACAUGGCAUUAUGAUUAUAGACGAAUGUCCUGGAGUCGACACUGACAUUUUCACAGAUGCCCUUUUAGAAAAACACAAGCAAUCACUUACUGAGCUGAUUCGGCGUGAUAAGAAUCACCCGAGCGUCAUCAUGUGGUCCAUCUCCAAUGAGCCAAGGUCCAACAACCUCAAGGCUGACGCUUAUUUCCAGAAAGUGGCAAAGCACGUGAAAUCCAUGGACUUGUCCAGACCAGUGACGAUUGCCAUUUCUCAAGUGUAUUUCAUAGAUAGAGCGGGCCAACACUUAGACGUGAUAUGCUUCAACCGCUACAACGGUUGGUACGCGAACACUGGCUCGCUGGCGAACAUCGCCACGUACGUGGAGGAAGAGGCCAUCGCGUGGCACAGGAAGCACAACAAGCCGGUCAUCAUGACCGAGUAUGGUGCUGACACUAUCUCCGGGCUUCAUCUGAUUCCAGAAUACGUGUGGUCAGAGGAGUACCAAGUGGCAUUAAUGUCAGAACAUUUCAAGGCGUUCGACCGCUUGCGCCAACGCGGUUUCUUUUCUGGGGAGUUCAUUUGGAACUUUGCUGAUUUCAAGACUGCACAAACAAUAACCCGAGUGGGAGGCAAUAAGAAGGGUAUCUUCACACGGUCCAGACAGCCCAAAGCUUCAGCGCACCACCUGCGCGCGCGCUACUUAGCGCUCGCCGCCGCUGACACUGGCGCCCCCGCGCCUGCCAUCCAGUACUACAUCAGUGACAACAAACCCGCUCUACAUGAAGAACUU
This is a messenger RNA of Brenthis ino (lesser marbled fritillary), 1989 nucleotides long. The record is from the annotation of a GenBank genome assembly. Lineage: Eukaryota; Metazoa; Arthropoda; Insecta; Lepidoptera; Nymphalidae.